AUGUCACCUUUUGCAGAUAUAAUUCACAUCGAAACUGGACGAAAAUAUCCUAAAAUUAUUAUAGAACAAAAUCGAUUUACUAUAAACUCAAUGAACAACUCUAGGACCAAUUGGAGAUGCAGUCAAUACCCGAAGAGCAAAUGCAAAGCUUCUUUAGUGACUUAUGGAAAAAUUGUUAAAGUCAAUCAUUCUCACAAUCAUCCCCCUACUAAUCCCUCUGUAGCAGAACUUGUACCGCAAACGGUUACCAUUAUUCGAAGCCAAAGUGUGGAAGAACCAUUUUAA
Molecule: messenger RNA, 285 nt
Organism: Diabrotica balteata
Lineage: Eukaryota; Metazoa; Arthropoda; Insecta; Coleoptera; Chrysomelidae
Source: the annotation of a GenBank genome assembly